Messenger RNA from Xylona heveae TC161, 3043 nucleotides. RefSeq lists its product as hypothetical. The record is from RefSeq and is a predicted model, not a curated record. Gene Ontology annotation, molecular function: RNA polymerase II cis-regulatory region sequence-specific DNA binding; DNA-binding transcription factor activity, RNA polymerase II-specific. NCBI's taxonomy places the organism in Eukaryota, Fungi, Ascomycota, Xylonomycetes, Xylonales, Xylonaceae. Gene Ontology annotation, biological process: regulation of transcription by RNA polymerase II. Gene Ontology annotation, cellular component: transcription regulator complex; PcG protein complex. The transcript is spliced from 2 exons. The coding region runs from base 236 to 2890 and encodes 884 amino acids.
UUGUCUACCUCUAUCAUCGUUCCUUGUCCGACAGGGGUUGCAAGACCCAGAUCAGAUUCGCGAUCAGAAUCGAGCGGCCUUCUCCCUGUUAUCGUGCUCAGCCCUCAGCCCUCAGCGUUCGCACAUUCGUGGCUGCAUACAAUUCGUUGGCUGUUGUGCCUUGACUCCUUGAGGUUCUUGCGUCGGGCCAAAAAGACAAGGCAAAUACAAGGCUGCCAGCCAGGUUUCCUACAUCAUGGACUCUCAACACCAGCCACAACGCGGGAGAUCCCCUUCAGGCGCCCACCCCAAUCGACCUCUGAGCCACUCACCAUCGCCUCACACCUUUCAAGAACAGGUUCCAGGACUAGGGAUCAAUUCGACCCUUCUCUCGGACCCGUCUGCUUUCAAUAUCAACACGUUCAACAAUGACCUCAUCAGCCCGACCUCAACCCCAUAUGAUAUCUCUACACCCUUUCUCACCGGCUCGGCCCAAGCUCAGCACCAGCAGCAGCACCCACAACAACAGCCGCAGCAGGCUCAUCAGCAGUCGCAUCAAAACCAGCAGCAACAACAAUCACAGCAACCACAGCAACAGCAUCAACAAGGAACGCCUCAGCAAUUCGCGUCUUCCUCUGAUCCGUCCUUUUUCCAGACAUCAAACUUCCCUCAAUCAUUUGAUCAGUCCGGAUUGGGUUCAGAGAACGCGAGCCAGUUUUCGCAGUCACCGCAUUCGCAACAGCAAACAUCGCAGGAAAAUCUCCACUUUGCAUCGGACUUUCUGAAUCCUAGUUCCAUUUCAGACAAUUUUAAUGAUUUUUCCCUCUUCCAGGACGCCGGUCUGAACCAAAACAACGCCUUCUUUGAUCAGAACGCCAUGGUGAACCAAUUAAAUCAGCAAGGAGGUCUCCAGCAACAGGAAUCCAUUAACCCAGCCGAUCUCAUGGGAGAGAUGCCCUCGCCGCAUCAUCAUAGUCCUACUCCUCCGCACCUGCUCCAAUCCGAUCAGAGACAAUACUCGGCAGGACAACCAUCGUCGUCCCCAGGCAUUAACCAAGGCGCUUUCCGCCCCACGACGCAUUCGCGCAAUGCUUCGCUCGAUCCUGCCAGUGCGGCCUUUCCAAUGGGCCAGCCUCCCGUAGACUGGACCGGCAUGCUUUCGGGCGCCUCCUUUCAACCUGGCCAUCGCCGCACACCUUCAGAACAUUCGGAUGUGUCGUCUGUCGCACCUUCGCCAUUCCUGGGCAACAAUGACGGGUUCGACCCACUCGAUCAGCAGCCGUCACCAUUACUAGGCGCCCAAGAUUCGAGCAUCUACCAUGAUGCGGGCUUGGGGAUUGAGCAGUUCACUUUGUCGGACCAACAGCAUGGUCUCAGCCCUGCACAUAGCCCGCACAUUUCACCACAUCUGGGUCCUUCUCACCCAUCUUUACCGUACCAGGGUGGUGCUUUCUCUCUCAAUGAAGAUCCGAACUUUGGCCUUGGUUUGAGUCAUGGACCAGGACCUGAAACCAGUCAAGAUCAAAUUGAAGCCUUUCCGUCCUUUUCUCAGCCGCAGGCGCAACGAAACCACUCUGGCGAUCUCGGCCAGGCUGAUCAAAUGGCGCCGCCAGAAAUCAAUAUUCAGUUUGCCGCACCGUCUCGGCAGUCAAGUUUUGAACCUCCAAAACCACCUGCGGAUGACAAUGCCUUGAGCCCUCCAGACCGGGGAAGGAGACACCGAUUUCGUGAUCGAUCAAAGUCAGAUCCAUACGGUACGCCUCUAAGCCGUCCAUCGAGCCCAUCAGGGAUGCAGUCUCUGUCAUCUGUGGUCUCGUGUUCGCCGAACCGGCCCUUGUCUCCUAUCGGACUUCAUCCAAACGCCGCUGCUUCAUCUUCUUCGGACCGACUUUCGCCCUCACCAUCUCCAUCGAACCGGAUCAGUCGUCGUUCGUCCACCUCGUCCGUGCCCAAUCGGGACUACAUUCUUGAUCUAGCCGACCCCCAGCGACCUGGGUCGAACGCGGGCGAAUCGAGACGUACACAAAGACAUCCAGCCAAUUUCCAGUGCCACCUUUGCCCCAAGCGUUUUACUCGGGCUUACAAUCUUCGAUCGCACCUGCGCACGCACACUGACGAACGGCCCUUUAUAUGCAGCACAUGCGGCAAAGCGUUUGCGCGGCAACACGAUCGGAAGCGCCACGAGAGCCUACACAGCGGCGAGAAGCGCUUUGUCUGCAAAGGCGAGCUCCAGUCCGGCAAUUCAUGGGGCUGCGGCCGGAAAUUUGCUCGCGCAGAUGCCUUGGGCCGACAUUUCCGUAGCGAAGCCGGUCGGAUCUGCAUCAGACCGCUGCUGGACGAGGAAGCACUGGACCGUCAACGCGCCGCCAGGGAGGGUCGGCAACUCCCACCACAGCAAGGCAUACUCGGCAACGGUCUCGACGCAUCACAACAACCACCCGGCAUUGGACUCGCCAACAUGCAACCAAACGCCGCCAAUAACCUUCAACCUUUUGGCAGCGGCCCCGGCGUCAAUGCCAUGGAUACAAACCCCGCGCCCUCGGCAGCCUUUGCUGCCUUCCCCGCCGCCCUCCUCGCGCAGUAUCCCGCCUUGGCAAAUAUCCCUUGGGACACCAUAGGCGCCGACGACAUCUCUUCUGGUGGUGGCGGUGCUGGUGGAGGUGGAGGAGACAUUAGCGGUCGAAGCAGCUUCGACGCCAGCAGCGGCGCCGAACUGUGGGAGCUCGACGACGAUCCAGAUAGCGGCGGAUACGUCAGCGGGCCCGGAACGGGCUUUGCACCUACUGCCUCGGGCUCGGGCUCGGGCUCGGGCUCAAAUCUCCACGCGCAUGUCGCUGCGUGGUCAGAUGCUGCUGCCGCGUCGGCCGACUGGGCCAGCGAUUACGGAGCGAGCGAUUACGAGGGGAGAUAGCGCGCCCUUGUCUGAUAUCACAGUAGUGAUCAUUGUUUAAUUGUUUUAUUUGGUUUAGCUGGUUUACUUGAUUUAUAUGAUUUACUUUUGGUUUUAUUUCUGGGCUUAGUCUUUUCUUUUCUUCUUCUGUUUCCUUCUCUUCUCUUCUCGUCU